This is a messenger RNA of Rosa rugosa (rugosa rose), 1035 nucleotides long. Its product is annotated as CBL-interacting serine/threonine-protein kinase 1-like. The transcript has a single exon. The record is from RefSeq and is a predicted model, not a curated record. Gene Ontology annotation, molecular function: ATP binding; protein kinase activity. Gene Ontology annotation, biological process: protein phosphorylation. NCBI's taxonomy places the organism in Eukaryota, Viridiplantae, Streptophyta, Magnoliopsida, Rosales, Rosaceae. The coding region runs from base 1 to 1035 and encodes 344 amino acids.
AUGGUGAUCACACAGAAAGGUAAUAGAGAUUAUAGUAAAAAGAGAAUACAAGUGGGAAAAUACGAGUUGGGAGAGACUCUGGGAGAGGGCAGCUUCGGCAAAGUCAAGUUUGCUACGAACGUGGAGUCAGGCCAACCCUUUGCAGUUAAGAUUCUGGAGAGGAAGAGAAUCAGUGACCUAAACAUGGCCAACAAGAUAACAAGGGAGAUUGAAACUUUGAAGCUUCUCAAACAUCCAAACGUCGUCAGAUUACACGAGAUUGUGGCGAGUAAAACCCAGAUUUGUAUGGUCCUAGAAUACGUUGAAGGGGGAGAUUUGUUCGACAAAAUCCGUCAUAACGGAAGGGUCACAGAAGCCGAAGGCAGGAAGCUUUUCCAACAGUUAAUUGAUGGCGUUAGCUACUGCCACAACAAAGGCGUUUACCAUCGGGAUCUUAAGCUGGAGAACAUUCUCCUAGACGAGGAAGGAAACAUAAAGAUAUGUGACUUUGGCCUUAGCGCCUUGCCCCAGCAUUUAAAAAAAGAUGGGUUACUGCAUACAAUUUGUGGAACCCCUAACUAUGUUGCUCCUGAGAUUCUCAUUAAUCGGGGGUACAAUGGCGCCACCGCCGAUACAUGGUCUUGCGGUGUGAUCUUGUUUGCCAUUCUUUCGGGGUUCUGUCCUUUUGACGAUAAAAAUCUUGCAGUUCUUUAUCACAAGAUAUAUAAAGGGAAUUUCAAAAUACCCGAUUGGUUAUCACCUGGUGCAAAAUCCUUGAUAAGAAGGAUUCUGGAUCCGAAUCCUGUCACCAGAAUAAACAUGAGAGGCAUAAAGUCAGAUGAAUGGUUCAACCAGGACUACACUCCUGCAAAACCCGAUGAAGACGAAGAAGAAGGACAUAUACAUGUCGAUGAUGAAGAAGCUUUAAAGAUUCCAGAUUUGCAUUGCUCGACUGUUAAGGUCCCGAGUUUUCUUCGGGCUCUAUUAUGUUGUUUUGGGCUUUGUGUUUCAGACUUCCAGUGCAGUGAGUUUAUUGACCAAAAAAAGGAAGUUUGA